This is a messenger RNA of Trichosurus vulpecula (common brushtail), 2883 nucleotides long. RefSeq names its product transcription elongation factor SPT5-like. Gene Ontology annotation, molecular function: mRNA binding. The record is from RefSeq and is a predicted model, not a curated record. Gene Ontology annotation, biological process: regulation of DNA-templated transcription elongation; transcription elongation by RNA polymerase II; transcription elongation-coupled chromatin remodeling. NCBI's taxonomy places the organism in Eukaryota, Metazoa, Chordata, Mammalia, Diprotodontia, Phalangeridae. The transcript has 3 exons. Bases 1 to 2883 code for a protein of 960 amino acids. Gene Ontology annotation, cellular component: DSIF complex.
AUGCCCCAGCUUGGCAAUCACCUCAGCGAUAGUAGGUCCGAGGACGAGACCCAGGAGGCACACGACACGGCAGUAUGGACAGCAGUAAAUUCCCCAGCCAAGGAAUCAAAGCAGUUGGAGCUGUCCGAGUCUGAGUCCGACUCCGAUUCCGACUCCGACUCCAACUCCGACUCCUCCGAAUACUACUGGGACAGUCUCGGCCCCGGCCUAGAGGUGAGUCGCAAAAAGUCUCAGCUGAAGAUGUCCCAGCGUGGCAAUCGCCUCAGCGAAAGUAGCUCCGAGGACGAGACCCAGCAGGCCCAGGACCCGGCAGUAUGGACAGCAGUACCUGCCGCAGCCAGGGAACCAGAGCAGUUGGAGCUGUCAGGGUCUGAAUCCGAAUCCGAAUCCGAAUCCGAAUCCGAAUCCGGGUCCGGGUCCGGGUCCGGGUCCGGGUCCGGGUCCGAGGAAUCUGGGUCCGAGUCCGACAGCUCCAGUUCUCAGACGGUGUCUCAAUCAGAAGAAGGCAGGAACGGAGAGGAAGUGGAGAAGGAAGACGAGGAGGAGGAGGAGGAGGAGGAGGAGGAGGAAGGCGAGGAGGAAGAGGACGAAGACGAGGACGAGGACGAAGACGAAGACGAGGACAGCCAUCCAAGAAAGAAGCCAAAACACCAGGGCUUCAUCUUAGAUGAGGCUGAGGUGGAUGAUGACUAUGAAGAGGAAGAAGAAGAGUGGGAAGAAGGAGCGGAGGACUUUCUGGACAGAGAGCGGCUAGAUGGCUCCAGCGCGGGUUUUGGCAACGGGGAGGAAGACUGCUCCCGGGCCCGGCGCCUCCAGAAUGCUUGGAGGGAUGAGGGAGAGGAUGAGCUGUCUCGUUAUUACAUGGAGAAAUAUGCCACUGAAUCGUGCCGGGAAGCCCCUAGCAGAGCCUCUGAGCAGCUCCUGGAGGACAUCAGCCAACAGUCGCUGCUCCCUGGAAUCCGGGAUCCCAGACUGUGGAUGGUCAAGUGCAAGCUCGGCGAGGAAAGAGCCGCCGCCCUGACCCUCAUGAGGAAGUUCAUGGUCUCCCAGUUCACCAACAGCCCACUGCAGAUCAAGUCGGUGGUGGCUCCGGAAUACCUCAAGGGCUACAUCUAUGUGGAGGCCUACAAGCCCAGCCACGUGGUGGAGGCCAUGGAAGGCGUGGCCAGCCUGCGCCAAGGCUGCCAGCACCAGAAGCUGGUGCCCAUGCAGGAGAUGACGGACGUGCUCAAGGUGUUAGUCAAGGAGGCCCCCAGCCUGCAGCCCAAGAGCUGGGUGCGUGUCAGAGCCGGCCUCUACAAGGAUGACAUCGCUCAGGUGACUUUCGCAGAGCCCGGCCAAGCAACGGUCUCCCUCAAGAUGAUUCCUCGCAUCGACUACAGCCUCAUCACAAGCCCCAGCAAACAGAAAGACGCCUUCGCCAAGAGGAAGAGGUUCAGCAGACCCCCACAGAAGCUCUUUGAUGCUCAGAAGAUCCAGUCCCUCGGAGGAAAGGUUGGGGCAGAUGGAGAUUUUCUCACCUUCAAAGGGAACCGCUACAGCCACAGAGGAUUCCUCUUCAAGACCUUCGCCCUCUCGGCCGUCAUCAGAGAGGGGGUGAAGCCCACGCUCUCCGAGCUGCAGAAGUUUGAGGAGCAGCCCGACGCCCUGCAGGACCUCCCGGUGCGCAUCGAGGACAGCCGGGACGCCGAGCGCACCUUCACGCCAGGAGACAAAGUGCGAGUGGUGGACGGUGAGCUCGUCAACCUGCGGGGCCAGGUGGUCAGCGUGCACGGCCCCAAGGUCAUCCUGAUGCCCAAGCACGAGCAGCUCACCGACCUGCUGGAGCUGUCCGCCUGGGAGCUGCAGAAGGACUUCGACGCGGGAGACCACGUCAAAGUGAUCUCCGGACGCUUCCUCGGCACCACGGGCUUCGUCCUGAGAGUGGAGGACAACUUUAUCCUCCUCCUCUCCCACCUCGCCAGGGAAGAGCUCAAGGUACUUCCCAGAGACCUGCAGCUCUGCCAGGACACUGCACUCCCGGUGGACGUUUGGGGCCAGCACCGCUGGGCCCAGCUGGUGCAGCUGCACCCCGGCAUGGUGGGCGUCAUCGUUGGCCUAGACGCAGACACUUUGCAAGUCCUGAACAUGCACGACAAGGUGGUCACGGUGCGCCGCCAAGCAGUCACCGCCAAGAAGGACAACCACUUGGCCGUGGCCCUGGACCGCCAACAGAACAGCAUUCGCGUCAAGGACUCGGUCAGGGUUGUUGACGGCCCGCACUCUGGACUCGAGGCCGAGAUCCUCCACCUCUUCAGAGGAAGUGCCUUUCUCCACUCCAGGAAGCUCACGGAAAAUGGGGGCCUGUUCGUCUGCAAGUCCCGGCACCUCCUGCUCACCGGGGCUCCCCAGUCUGCCCCGGGCAACGACUUCUUGGUAAGGGACUUGGAUCCCGGCCGCAGCCCUCACGUCGCCAGUCCCAGGCACCCUAGCACCCGAGGGCAGAGGCAGCGAGGCCAGGGCCAGGGCCAGGGCUCGGGCCAGGGCUCCGAAAGGGGCCGCGGCUACGGCCACCGAGACAAGGGCCUCAUCGGACAGUCUGUGCGCAUCUGCCAGGGGCCCUACAAGGGCUACAUUGGGAUCGUGAAGGACGUGACGGAAGACAUUAUCCGCGUGGAGCUCCAUUCCACCUGCCAGACCAUUUCCGUGCAUCCUCAGAGACUCGUCCCGCUUGGCACCACUCGCCCCGGACUCUCGACCCCCGGCUCCCAGACUCCCGCCUACGGCUCAGGCUCCUUUCCCUGCCUGUACGGCUCCCAGACCCCAGUGUACGAGGGCAGCUACACUCCGAGCCACACCGGUGCUUGGGACGCCAGCAACCGCAACACACCCUCCAGGCCAUAG